AUGAAUGACACGUCAUCCGGACAUCAGUAAGUUUAUAACAUUUGAAGGGAACCGACUCUCAAAAUGCUUCAGAUUGAGUCCGAAAAUGAUUCGAGCACUAAUUAGAUUUCAUAAAAGUUUGGAGAAUCGGCCGACACAAGCGGUCAGCUGGUACAAAGGCAUUGUGGAUUACUGUAGAGGUAUCCAAAGAGUUAAAGGCGCACGUGGUGGUCGUCGGAUUUCAGAAAACGACGAUAUUACGGUAGUGGAGGAUUGCGCGCAAGUGCUGGCCGAAUACAUCAAAAAGUCGAGUUUGUGGAAGCAGCGGGCGAUGGUCGAGACGGUGCGUUUCAGUGACUCAUUUCACUUGAAAAGAACACUGACGCGUUUUCGGUGCCCUUCUUUUCUAAUAUUGUUCUUUUCUUCGAAGCUCUCUCUCUCUCUCUCUCCCAACCAUUUGUAAAGUGUUUUCAGCUUCAAAAACUUGCGUUUCCCAAAAAAGUGUUCAUUGUGAAACAUUUCGCAGACUUUAAUUCUGCCGGCAUCUCGGUCGAUUACCUGCUCUCCUGCCCGGUCUCUUUCAAUGAAAUUGCCGUUUUCCAAAAGUCGAGUAAGUUGGGAAAUCUGAAAAGUUUCGAAAGAUUGCAGCGGACUCAGAACGGAUGACGUCAUCGAUGGUGUUCGGAGAGAAUUCUUUCGGGAAAUUGGGAGUGUGCGAGGAGAGAGUGCGCGAACUGACGCCUUUCGAUUUUGAUGUAACACACUGUGCAAAGCUAUUCACUGUCAAACUGUUCAGUUCAAAUUGGGAUUCCAUGGCAAAAACCAUACAAUAUUCUGGCGGAAAUUCACCGGAGAACUGUGGGCUUGUGGCAAGGCGGACAACUUUCUCGUGGAUCCUUUAGUGACUCCAGAAUACUACAGUAGUCCCGUAAAGUUGGACUACAUCAACCUCAAGGUACCGUAUAUUUAGAAGGAUUGAAAAAUGAACAACUUUAGACGGAGAAACCGAUAAUAGAAGUUGGUGAAAACUACACGAAAUUUGUGAAUUACACGAACGAGAAGACGCUGUUCGUCGGCAAUUCGGAAGAGCGACAGAGACUGAAGGAUUGCGAAGAGUUGCGAGAAUUGGAAGAGGACAAUAAUUGGAUGAUUACGCGAGGAAACUCAACGAUCAACAGACCCAAAGUUCAGUGCCAACGUGCAAUUCGAUGGGAACACUGUGAAUGUACGUGAUUAAUCGUCUUGUAGGACAUUGAUCCCAAAAAAUCGGUUUUGACAGGUCGAAGUGAGCAGUUUUGUGUGGAAGUGUGAAGAAAUUGGGAAGAACGGACGGAUAAUAUUCUAUUUUUGUGGCAAAAGAGUGCCGAAAUUGAUGCACAUGCAAGUCUGCCAAGAUGGUACUUUAUCGAAGAAGUUGCUUCGAUAGAUUUCUCUUUUUUGAAGGCACCGUUUGGUAUCGUGACAGAGAGACGCUCUUCCGAGGACGUCUUCAUUUCGCAGUGGAUUCUGAAGACGUUCAACUGGUCGCUUCGCUCAACGAAGUUCCGUUUCCCUUCAAAACCGUCGGGUUGUCCGUGGCGCCGACGCGCAGUCAUUGAUCCUACAGACCAAUCCGAAGAACGCUCACAUCGAAGAACUGCAUCCACGUCAUCAGAUGGACUACUCCGUGUUCACUCUUCUCACAUUCCACCCGUGGGCCGAGUAUCUCGACGGGAUCGAGACGUCCGUGAAGAAGUUGGACGCCGUGGAACAGUUUCUGAACGACCAGUACCAGAAAUGCUUCAACGAAUACGGUAGGUGGCUGUAGAUACUGUAGGCCCUUUAUGACUAGUUUUCAGGAAUGAUUAUCGAUGAACUGGAGACGCUCACUGCCAUUGAUCAUCUUUAUCAGCUGAUCCGUGUGGGACCGGGGCAGAAGCUGCCGGGACUGCUGGUCGAGUUGGCCGAGUAUGGAAAUGAUAAAUUCGCGCAGCUUCUCGUCGCUGAGCGUUUUUGUAGAGAUGUGAAGAAGUCGGAGGACUUGAGGAUCAUGAUCAAGGGGGAUAAGGAGCAAAUGUACAAGGGAACCAAUAGUUCUAAAUAUAAUCAAACUGUUUUUUCAGAGCUCGAGAAGCGCAACUCAAAUAUGAGCACAAAAUCUCAGUGAUUCGAAGCGGGCUUCAGUUGGUUCAGACUUUAGGUCUUCCAAGUGAUCAUGAAGGCAUUUGGACGUAAGUCACUCUCAGAUUACUGUAACUCCUCUUCAUUUUUCAGUUACACCAAGUACGCGGACUUUAUCGGCUACUUCAAAGAGCGUCACAAGUUGAGCAAAGGAAGAUUCGAGACGAAGCUCAAUAUGACGGCGUGCUUCCAAACGAGGGACAUCGGACGGAUCAUCGAGAGACGGAACAUCGGCACCGAAGUGAUCGGGGAGCUGGUGAAGGUGCAGGCGGUCGGGCAUCGGAGUGACAAGACCAAAAUGAACCAUUUCUACAUUUAUCCGUGCAUUUUCUACGUGCUCAGGACACUGGUCGUGUCGAUGGAUCUGAUAAAGUACGUGGAUGAGAACAACGUGAUCGACUUGAAUUCGGCAUGCGAUCAAGACGUCGACAAUACUCGAUUUGUGGGUUAUAUCGAGGAUUUGAGUGGGUGCGAGCAUCCCAAGGAUUUCAAAGUUUACAAGCGGUGAGAUAGCUGGAAAUCUUGGUAACUUGGAAUAUUUCAGUCGAAUUCUCCUCGAAGACAUCGUCCGAUCGUAUCCGGAAGUGUAUUCAAUUCAAGCAUCGGAUCGUACCGUCCGAGUUCCAAAACUGCUAUUCCGUAUUUUCUCCACUCAUUUUUCGAUGAAAAACUCAAAGAGCUCAAAUUCCCAAAUGUUUCCGGUGCGGUUCUGGAGAUGGCAAUGGAAUCGCUGGUCGAUAUGAGAGAGAUGCUGAGUGCGUGCACGGAUACGGUAGGCAAUCAAUCAACGAAAGUUCAGAAUGUGUCCGGUUUUUCAGAAGUACAAAGUGUACGUGUUCUACUGUGAAACCUACUUUUUGGAAGCCGCAGCAGAUGUGAUGAAGCUGAUUGUGUUGACUGGUAAACCUUUUAUUCAAAACGAUAUAUCUGAGCUGCUUGUGAAGAUAACAAAGUUGUCAGUAAUAAAUUGCUCAUUGAAAUCUUGUGCACAUUUUAUCAGUUUACCACUUUUUGAUAUCUCAACAGACAGCUGAGAUAUAUCGGUUUUACGAAAAUCAUAAUCGUAUUUCAGGAAACGAAGAGGACGUGCACGUCUUCCACCGCCUCUUCAGUUUCCAUCCCGAGGAAAUGGUGAACAACGUGGCCAAAUACCGUCCGGAGAUGCUCUUUUUGUGGCAGACGCUGCCGCUGCCAGCUCCGCCGAUUCCGUUUAUUGAGAAGUUUGGAGCGCUCGGCAAGACUUUAGAAAAGAAUUUAAAUUUCAGAAUAUAUCGAGUGAUUCUUCGCAAAAGAUAUUCGAAAUCCGAGAGUCAGAAGCCGUUGAUAAUGAUCGAGGGACCGGUGAUGGGCAGCCGAACGACGGAGAACUGGCUGCGAGGGUUCUUCACGAAUCGGGAGGAGGACGUGGAGAAGGAUAUUGAGGCGCAUUUUAAGGUUGACACUUUCGGGGAGGAAAAUCUAAUGGAGAAAUUUCAGAAGUAUCUACAAGAAUAG
Messenger RNA from Caenorhabditis sp. 36 PRJEB53466, 3633 nucleotides. The record is from the annotation of a GenBank genome assembly. Lineage: Eukaryota; Metazoa; Nematoda; Chromadorea; Rhabditida; Rhabditidae.